UCGGCCUCGGGGCCUCCCUCCUCGCCUGCCCGGCGGGGCGGUGGGAGCAGAGCGCCAGGCUGCCCGCGGGACUCUGGUGAGGCUCCUGCACGGAGGCGGGAACCCAGCAGGGCCUACCUGUUCUCUCCUCCAUACCCCUGACCCACGAGACGCCUGCCCUGCCCCUCAGGUCCCUGGGUUUGGCGAAUUCUGCUGAGAGCGAGCAGGCAGAGGACUCGCCAAAGCUUCCAGCUGGCCUCCUGGAAGAAGGUCACUUUCUUUUGGGCAAAGGGUUUAAUGGGAGGUAACCCUGCCAGUGUUCGCCAAGCGGCCCGGGUGGCAGGAGCCACGGGUGCUCCGGGCGGGUUGUGGCACCUGGGGCGGGUGGCUUGCCCUAAGCUUGCUUUGACAAAGGAGUUUUGAGUUGGUCUUUUGGCUGAGCUUGCCAGGGAAGGCAGGCUCCUGCAGGAGUCUUGGAGGGUCCGUGCGGCGCCGGAUGAGGCUGAGGCGUGGCUGAAGAUGCGUUUGGCUCUGCAGACACUGCAUCGAGCAGCAGGGGACUCUGGGAGGCUGGUGCAGCCAGAAGGCAUGGCUCUUGACAGCCUUCUAGUAGAGUCUCUGGAAUUGUGCAUGUUCCCCCCACCUCCAGCCAGUCUGUGCAGACUUGUUGCUUGCUGUGUCAUCGGGAACGCAAAGGCUGGGAAGAAGGCCCUUCCCAAAACGGACUGGUGUUGCAGGGUGAGAAGCUGCCCCCUGACUUCAUGCCAAAGCUCGUCAAGAAUCUCCUAGGAGAGAUGCCUCUAUGGGUCUGCCAGAGUUGCCGAAGGAGCAUGGAGGAAGAUGAAAGGCAGACAGGUCGAGAGCAUGCAGUGGCGAUAUCCUUGUCACACACAUCCUGCAAAUCACAGUCUUGUGGGGGUGACUCUCAUUCCUCUUCGUCAUCCUCUUCAUCAUCCUCAUCCUCGUCCUCAUCCUGCCAUGGAAACUCAGGGGACUGGGAUCCCAGCUCGUUCCUGUCAGCACAUAAGCUCUCGGGCCUCUGGAACUCCCCACACUCCAGCGGGACUGUUCCAGGCAGCUCACUUGGGAGUCCUCCUUCCAUCCCUGGUGAGGUUUUCCCCAUCUCGGAGCACCGCCGGCACUCAGACCUCACUGCUCCACCCAACAGCCCCACUGGCCACCAUCCACAGCCAGUGUCACUGAUCCCAUCUCACUCUGGAUCCUUUGGUUCACCAUCCCACCCACACCUGCUGCCCACCACCCCCUCAGCACCAUUCCCUGCGCAGGUUUCAGAAUGCCCUGUUGCUGCUGCUGCCGCCCCACAUACCCCAGGGGCAUGUCAGAGCCCCCACCUGCCUUCCACCAGCAUGCCGCUCCUGAAGAUGCCUCCUUCUUUCUCGGGGUGCAGCCACCCCUGUAGUGGGCACUGCAGUGGGCCUCUGCUCCCACCACCAGGCUCACAGCAGCUUCUUAACACUCACAGCAGAGACCCCGGGUGCAAGGGGCACAAGUUUACACAUAGUGGCCUGGCCUGCCAACUGCCCCAGCCCUGCGAGGCAGAUGAGGGGCUAGGCGAAGAAGAGGACAGCAGCUCAGAGCGUAGCUCCUGCACCUCGUCCUCCACGCACCAGAGAGAUGGGAAGUUCUGUGACUGCUGCUACUGUGAGUUCUUCGGCCACAAUGCGCCACCCGCUGCCCCGACGAGUCGGAAUUAUACCGAGAUCCGAGAGAAGCUCCGUUCAAGGCUGACCAGGCGGAAAGAGGAGCUGCCCAUGAAGGGGGGCGCCCUGGGCGGGAUCCCUGGGGAGCCCGCCGUGGACCACCGAGAUGUGGAUGAGCUGCUGGAAUUCAUCAACAGCACGGAGCCCAAAGUCCCCAACAGCGCCAGGGCCGCCAAGCGGGCCCGGCACAAGCUGAAAAAGAAGGAAAAGGAGAAAGCCCAGUUGGCAGCAGAAUCUCUAAAGCAGGUGAAUCGUGGUGUUUCUGGAAGCCAGGAGCUGAGGCCUGCCAGAGAGAGGUUUUUGGAGUGGCCUGACCAGGAGCUGGAUCGGGUCAACAGCUUCCUGAGCAGCCGUCUGCAGGAGAUCAAGAACACUGUCAAGGACUCCAUCCGUGCCAGCUUCAGUGUGUGUGAGCUCAGCAUGGACAGCAAUGGCUUCUCUAAGGAAAGAGCUGCUGAGCCUGAGACCCAGAGUCUCCCCGCCUUGAACCUCAAUGGCUCCUCAGGGCACCGACCUGACAUCAACCUUGACCUGUCCCCUUUGACUUUGGGCUCCCCUCAGAACCACACGUUACAAGCUCCAAGUGAGUCAGCCCCACCAUGGGCAGAAAUGAGAGGCCCCCAACCACUGUGGACAGAGGUGAGGGGCCCUCCUCCUGGUAUCAUCCCGGAGAAUGGGCUAGUGAGGAGACUCAACACCGUGCCCAACCUGUCCCGGGUGAUCUGGGUCAAAACACCCAAGCCAGGCAACACCAGCUCUGAGGAGCCAAACCCAAAGGAAGUCCCUAGUGGCAAGCAGGAGCUACCUGAGCCUGUGGCCUCAGGUGGGAAGCCACGGAAAGGCAAGAGACAGGGUGGUCAGGCUAAGAAGAGUGAGGCGACUCCAGCCCCCAGGUCCUCAGCCAGCCUGGAGGCUCCCGGUGCUAAGGGCCAGACCUCCAGCCCCAAGCAGCCAGGCAAGACCCUGGAACCUCCCAAAGUGGGCUGCUGUGCUGAGGCCAGAGAGGGGAGCCCGGGAAACCGGCCAGAACCAGGCUGGGCUAGCAGCCCAAAAGCUGACAAGGAGAAGGGCAGCUCUUGGCGAAACUGGCCAGGUGAGGCCAAGGCACGGCCUCUGCAACAGGAGUUUGUGCAGCCCUCAGGCCCAGCAAGGCCACAGAGCUUGCCGCAGGGCAAGGGCCGCAGCCGCCGGAGCCGCAACAAGCAGGAAAAGUCGGCCUCCUCCUUGGACGAUGUGUUCCUGCCCAAGGACAUGGAUGGGGUGGAGAUGGAUGAGACUGACCGGGAGGUGGAAUACUUCAAGAGAUUCUGUUUGGAUUCUGCAAAGCAAACACGUCAGAAAGUUGCUGUGAACUGGACCAACUUCAGCCUCAAGAAAACCACUCCCAGCACAGCUCAGUGAGCCCCUGUGGGUCCAGCUUCUUCAGGUGUCCUGAGACCCCCAACUGCCAGCUGAAGGUCUACAGUUUCUUCUUCCUCCAUAUCCCCACCCACCUGCCCAAGACCCUCCUUGCUUCCCGCCAUCCUGGACCAACCAAAAGCUGAGCGGAUGCCCUGCCGGGCUGGGGCCCCUCAGGACCUCCACAGAGCCUCCUCCUGGUGCUAUGCAGCCUCCACACUCAGAGCCCGGGGGCUGGGCUGGGCUGGCCUGUGGGCCAGGGGCUGAUGGUACUGCUGGCCCAACACUGCUCUUUUUGUGUUUGGUUUUUUUGUUUUUGUUUGUUUGUUGUUGUUUUUUAAUUCUUUACUUUUGAUACUGUGAAGAUCUUUCCUGCCGAAAGAUAAAGCAACUUUUGGACACAGA
Molecule: messenger RNA, 3503 nt
Organism: Myotis brandtii (Brandt's bat)
Lineage: Eukaryota; Metazoa; Chordata; Mammalia; Chiroptera; Vespertilionidae
Gene: FAM193B
Product: family with sequence similarity 193, member B
Exons: 10
Coding region: 741-3101 (786 amino acids)
Cellular component (GO): cytoplasm; nucleus
Source: RefSeq, a predicted model, not a curated record